AAAGGACGCCAUAUUGUACAUUGAAAUGUCAAAAAUUAUUUUGAGCUGUCAUCUGUCACUUAGAAUUUAGGUUAUUGAAAUACGCGUUCGAGAUAAAAGAUUUUAAAUAAAAUCAGGAUGAACAAAGAGGAUGAUGAAUUUUGGUUCAGUAGCGAAAAGCGAUCUUUCUGCUUCGAAAACAACGAGGUGGAUCAGCUGUUCGGAGUGUCGAAAAACGAAACUCAAAAACUGUGGGCUGGAAUUUCAGAUAGAUCUCUUGCCGAAAGUAAUCUUAAAUCUACAGAUGAUCUUCAAACGACAAAACCAUUGUUCUCGAUCAUAUCUGAAAAGACACUUUUAUGUAUUUUAGCUGCAGACAAGUCACUGGAUGUAAAUACAGAAACAACUAUUGAACAGCCGGACAUUACUUUGAGAAAGAUAUUGCUUGGUCGACCGUACUCGUUAGAACAAUAUAAGUCUCUCGCUAGCAAAACUGCCCUAUUAGAUGCUGCUAUUUCAAGUGGAGAUGGAAAUGCUGUUUUGAUAAUAAUUUUAUUUCUUACAAAGACUUUGAAACGAUCAUUUGUUCAACGAUUAUUAGUAGAGAGACCAGAAGCAGUAAAUAUAUAUAUACAUUAUCUUUUUAUAAGACUGCAAACAAGUGAAAUAACUGAUAUUUUAACAAUGCUGGGUUAUUCUUUGACUGCUGCUAUGAAGAAUCUUCAUAUUAUUCUAAAAAACACAAGAGAUCCAAAUAGACUGCUGCAAAAGCUUCACAAUUGUCAGAAAGCACAUUUUGCUAUGUUACCUGAUUGUAAAGAAGCCACAUUUUUGGACUCUUACAUUAAAUUAUUGGAAUGGCAAAUGACGGUUAAACAUAACAAGGACAAUGAAGAGCUGCCACUGAACUCUUCUAUUCGAGAAUCUCUGCAUUAUGCAUGCAAACAUCACUGCAAUACACCAAACACAUUUGUCACGAUAUCACCCACAACGCUCUCUCGAGACCAUGACAUUUCUCCUAGACUGCAUCAAAAAGUCGCUUUACAAGUUAAAGCCGCCCACGGAAAAUGGGACGACAUCGAUCGUUUGCUUUUAACAAAAGGAAUACUUGGUAAUACAAAGCUACAGACGCACAUGUACAUAGAGGAUAUUUUGAAAGUACUGUACAAACACAAUGCAACAUGCGCCGUUCUCGAAAAGUAUUUAAAAUUCGUCGACAAUUUAGAGAAACGAUUGGAGUUGGCAAAGAAAUUAUCCUGUCAUACAAUAAUAAUCGAUAUAUUUGUGCAACAAGGGGACCGCACAAUGCUGAUGGAUUACAAAGCGAAAUUGCAACCUCAAUCAGAAGAAUAUUUUUAUGCUGAAAGUGCAUUACGUUUGCCACAUGUCAAAUGGAAGAGUUAAGUCUGUUGAACAUAUAAUUAAUAAAUUAAUAAACAUAAAAGAUAUAUGUAA
This is a messenger RNA of Nylanderia fulva, 1434 nucleotides long. RefSeq names its product spermatogenesis-defective protein 39 homolog. Lineage: Eukaryota; Metazoa; Arthropoda; Insecta; Hymenoptera; Formicidae. Gene Ontology annotation, biological process: vacuolar transport; intracellular protein transport. Gene Ontology annotation, cellular component: cytoplasm. The record is from RefSeq and is a predicted model, not a curated record.